AUGAGCAUACGUGCUCCUCGAAAGGGCGAAAACUACGAGCUCAGCGUCGAUCUAAACAGCGAAUACCGCGACAAAAGAAAGGAUGCAAUCAAACGGACUAUCGCGUCUAUGACCGUCGGGAAAGAUGUCAGCGGACUCUUCCCAGAUGUUCUCAAGAACAUGCAAACGGACGAUCUCGAGCAGAAGAAACUGGUUUAUCUUUACCUGAUGAACUACGCUAAGACACAACCGGAGCUAGUCAUUCUCGCUGUGAAUACGUUCGUCAAGGAUACGGACGACCCGAAUCCAUUGGUUCGAGCGCUCGCUAUCCGGACGAUGGGCUGUCUGCGGGCUGAGAAGAUCAUUGAUUACCUCUGCGAUCCCCUCCAGAAAUGUCUGCGGGAUGAGAAUCCAUACGUACGCAAGACAGCGGCACUUUGUGUGGCAAAACUUUACGACCUCAAGCCGGAGUUGGUGAUUGACAAUGGAUUCCUGGAGCAACUGUUCGAGAUGAUCGCAGACAGUAAUCCAAUGGUCGUAGCCAAUACCGUUGCUGCAUUAACGGACAUUCACAUCGCCGCUACAUCCCAACCUGGGGCGUCGCCGGAUGCUGGCAUCUUCAGUAUUACCACCUCGAUCUUGAACAAGCUCCUGAUCGCUCUGAAUGAAUGUUCUGAAUGGGGCCGGGUUGCUAUUCUCAAUGCGCUUUCACGCUAUUCUGCUCAGGACGAUAAGGAGAGCGAGCAUAUCUGUGAGCGUGUUGUGCCACAGUUUCAGCAUGUCAAUGGGGCAGUGGUGCUUGCUGCGGUGAAGGUCAUAAUGAUCCACAUGCGCAACGUACGGAGAGAAGAACUCGUGAAACAGCUUGUUCGCAAGAUGGCACCUCCAUUAGUUACCCUGUUGUCCUCGCCUCCGGAGGUCCAAUGGGUCGCCUUGCGAAACAUUAACCUUUUGCUGCAAAAAAGGCCCGACAUCCUCUCCAACGAGAUGCGCGUAUUCUUCUGUAAAUACAACGACCCGCUAUAUGUCAAGGUUGAAAAGCUGGACAUCAUGGUCCGGCUGGCGUCGGAGAACAACGUCGAUGCUCUACUUAGCGAGCUAAAAGAGUAUGCUUCAGAAGUUGAUGUCGAUUUCGUUCGCAAGAGCAUCAAAGCAAUCGGUCAAACAGCGGUCAAGAUCGACGUCGCCGCCGAGCGAUGCGUAAACGUACUACUCGACCUGAUCGCGACGCGGGUUAGCUACGUUGUGCAGGAGGCCGUUGUGGUCAUGAAGGACAUCUUCCGGAAGUAUCCUUCAACAUACGAGGGCAUUAUCCCAAUCCUGUGCUCUAACCUUGAUGAGCUUGAUGAACCAGAAGCGAAGGCUUCUCUCAUCUGGAUCAUCGGAGAGUAUGCCAAUACCAUCGACAACGCGGACGAGCUGCUCGGAAUCUUUGUUGACACCUUCACAGAGGAGGCUUAUCCGGUGCAAUUGCAAACGCUUACAGCGGUCGUUAAACUGUUUUUAAAGAAACCAGAUUCUUCGCAAGGGAUCGUGCAGAAGGUUCUCAACACUGCAACGCGAGAUUGCGACUCUCCAGAUGUUCGAGACCGCGCAUAUAUCUACUGGCGUUUGCUGUCCAUGGACCCUGCCGCAGCCAAGGCUGUCGUUCUCGCUCAUAGGCCGCCCAUCUCCAUCCCUCGGACGACAGUGGCACCGGCUCUUCUGGAGGAGCUACUUGGAGAAAUCGGUACCCUUGCUAGCGUGUAUCACAAGCCAGCAGAGACCUUCAUCGGCAAAGGACGGAUCGGUGCUGAUUCAGUGCGGAAAGCAGAUGUCGAAGACCAAUUUUCGACGCAAAAGGCUCUCCAAACCGUUGUUGCUGGCCAACAGGCAGAGAAUUUGCUUGAUUUCGACGAUUCGACUGGACUGGAGGGUCAACCGUCAGGUUUGGCGGCUACCCAGGUGCUAUCACAAACGCCAGCUGCGGCCAACCUUCUUGCUGGAACCUCAAGCAACCCACUAGACGACCUCGUAUCGAUAUUCGGAGGUGGAGGGGCUGCAGCUCCAAUAUCUGCUACGCCUUAUGGAGGCGGCACUUCCAUGGGUGUAGGGUCAGCAUUCGGCGGAGCUCCCAUGACACCAGCGCCGCAGACGCCGGCUCCAGGAAAGCCUGGUUCCCAACCGCAACCACAGGACGACCUACUUGGAUUGUUCUGA
This is a messenger RNA of Cyclocybe aegerita, 2178 nucleotides long. Lineage: Eukaryota; Fungi; Basidiomycota; Agaricomycetes; Agaricales; Hemipholiotaceae. The record is from the annotation of a GenBank genome assembly.